AUGGCAUCUCUACACGAACUAAUACCAGUGGUGAAUAAGCUCCAAGAUAUCGUCACCAAUACCUCUUUGACUGAUCUCGACUUGCCAUUAUUGACUGUGAUUGGCUCCCAAUCGGCAGGUAAGUCAUCGGUCCUGGAGAACAUCGUGGGCAAAGAUUUCUUGCCAAGAGGCACGGGCAUUGUCACAAGAAGACCCUUAGUCUUGCAACUUAUUCACAUCACGGGCGAUGAUCCACUUUUGUCUAGGACAGAUUAUGUUUCAGAUGAAACGAAUGAUCCUAACGAGAUGACGCUAGAACAGCAUUUGAAAAAUCAGACAAGCUCUUCAUCGCAGUUGGAGAACACCUCCACCUCUGCACCGAUUGCAGAGUGGGGGGAAUUCUUGCAUAUUCCAGGUAAAAGAUUCUAUAAUUUUGAUAACAUUAGAAAAGAAAUUGAGAAUGAAACCUCUAGAAUUGCUGGUAAGAAUAAAGGUGUCAGUAGAAUCCCAAUAAACUUGAAAAUCUACUCACCAAACGUGUUAAACCUUACCCUUGUGGAUUUACCUGGUUUGACAAAAAUUCCUAUUGCGGACCAGCCAGUUGACAUUGAAAGACAAAUCAAGAAUUUGCUAUUAGAGUACAUUUCGAAACCAAACUCGAUUAUUCUAGCCGUCACUCCUGCAAACCAGGAUUUGGUUAACUCAGAAGCAUUAAAGUUGGCAAGACAAGUUGAUCCGCAGGGUAAGAGAACCAUUGGAAUCUUGUCCAAAUUGGACUUGAUGGAUCACGGCACAAAUGCCUUGGAUAUUUUAACUGGUAAAGUUUAUCCGUUAAAAUUGGGAUUUAUUGGUGUUGUGAACAGAUCACAACAAGAUAUUAUGACUAGAAAAUCCUUGGAAGAGUCUUUGGCUGCAGAAAUGGAAUUUUUCAAUAGUCAUCCUGCUUAUAGAAGUGUCGCUUCUAGAUGUGGUACCGAAUACUUGGCAAAGACGUUGAACAAAACAUUAAUGAAUCACAUUAGAGAAAGGCUACCGGAUAUUAAGGCAAAGUUGAACACUCUAAUGGGACAAACAGAGCAAGAGCUAGCUUCUUAUGGUAAUCUAAAUGUCGUUUCUAAAGAAAAUAGAGGAGGCUUGAUUUUGCAACUGAUGAAUAAGUUUGCAAAUAAUUUCAUUAAUUCUAUUGAGGGUAAUUCCAGUGAAAUUUCAACCAAGGAGUUGUGUGGUGGUGCCAGAAUCUACUAUAUUUACAAUGAAGUUUUGGGAAACUCUAUGAACUCUAUCAAUCCUCUACAUAAUUUAACUGUCACCGAUAUUAGAACUGCGAUCAGAAAUUCAACUGGUCCAAGAGCCUCCUUGUUUGUUCCUGAGUUAGCUUUUGACUUAUUGGUGAAACCUCAGAUCCAAUUACUCGAAGGACCAUCACAUAGAUGUGUUGAAUUGGUUUACGAAGAAUUGAUGAAGAUCUGUCAUAACUGUGGUAACCAAGAACUAUCCAGAUACCCUAAGUUGCAUGCCAAACUGAUUGAGGUUGUUUCUGAACUAUUGAGGGAGAGACUAGGCCCAACAACUAAAUAUGUUGAAAGUCUAAUUGAAAUCAAUCGUGCCUAUAUUAAUACCAAUCAUCCAAACUUUGUUGGUGCUGCGCAGGCAAUGGCCAUGGUGGCGGAAGAAAGGCAGAAACAAAAGGAACAAGAAAAACACGUUAAAAGGGAAGAAUCCACACGUCCAGCUCAUCACGAAGAUGGGUCAAAGAUAGCCAAAGCGGCCGCAUCUGCCGCUGUUGCUCAUCAACCAAAUGGAAAUGUUUUGCUUGAAAAAGAGCCAAAGGAAAAGCACCACCACAGGUCUGAAUCGACAAUACUGAGCGAACUGAAAGACACUGAAAAUGCUACUCCAGCUCCUACUGAUUCUAAACCAGAGAAGGAAAAUUUCCUCAAUUAUUUCUUUGGCAAGAAAGAAGAAGCACCACAUAAGGAGACAAGUAUGACACCUUUUAGCUACCCAACUGAGACUGAAAGCAGUGAAUUGCAGUUUCAUGUGGAGCCGCAAGUUUCACUUCAAACACAAAUAGAGCAAUUCCAUCUCAAUGAAGAGCAACUGUCGGAAAGAGAGCAACUUGAGUGUGAAUUGAUCCGUAGAUUAAUUGCCUCUUAUUUUUCAAUUGUUAGGGAAACUAUCAGAGACCAAGUUCCGAAGGCAAUUAUGUGUUUACUUGUCAAUUUCACUAAAGACACCGUUCAAAAUCAAUUGGUCCAGAAGUUGUAUAAAGAGUCCCUAUUUGAUGAUUUGUUGUAUGAAGAUGAAACUCUAAUUCAAGAAAGAGAAAAAUGUGAAAAGCUUCUAGAAAGUUACAAGGAAGCUGCUAAAGUCAUCAGCGAAGUCAUGUGA
Molecule: messenger RNA, 2370 nt
Organism: Pichia kudriavzevii
Lineage: Eukaryota; Fungi; Ascomycota; Pichiomycetes; Pichiales; Pichiaceae
Exons: 1
Coding region: 1-2370 (789 amino acids)
Biological process (GO): peroxisome fission; mitochondrial fission
Cellular component (GO): membrane; microtubule; cytoplasm
Molecular function (GO): microtubule binding; GTP binding; GTPase activity
Source: RefSeq, a predicted model, not a curated record